Aspergillus piperis CBS 112811 is the source of this 665-nucleotide messenger RNA. RefSeq lists its product as uncharacterized. The transcript has a single exon. NCBI's taxonomy places the organism in Eukaryota, Fungi, Ascomycota, Eurotiomycetes, Eurotiales, Aspergillaceae. The coding region runs from base 183 to 524 and encodes 113 amino acids. The record is from RefSeq and is a predicted model, not a curated record.
GCCAUUGAGUGAUUUAAGGCUUUGAUGAAGUUGAAGUGAUUGUUUAUCUCGGUUAUCAAUGGUCAGUCUACACUCGUCAAACUUAUAAUACAUCGCAUGUUCGCAGUCUGCGUGGCAUCUCAAAACGAAUAUCAACCCGCAGACCGCGAACAGACUGGUCUUUGAGUGAUAUAAGGCUUUUGAUGAAGUUAAAGUGUUGUUGUGCCGCUUCUCUAUCUUGUCUUCGGAUCUGCGAGGCACUCGUCUCAUUUCCACAUCAACCCGCAGAUCCGAACAGAUUGACCAUGGAGUGUGUUUUGAUGCUUGAUGAAGUCAUAGUGGUUCAAACAACUCAUAUUUCUCACUCUGUUUGGGUCUGCGUGGCAUCUCAACUUGCAUACCAACCCGCAGACCCGCCCGUUGAAAGUGGUUCGAUGCUUAAUGAAGUUACAGUGGCUGAUUAUAUCUCUCAAUUCUCUUAUCUUGUCACCGGAUCUGCGAGGCAACUCAUAUCUAUCUCAACCCGCAGAUCCAUUUCCGACUGAUCAUGUUUCUCUCCCAUGGUCAGCUCUUUUGUCUCUCUUAUUUCUUUUCCUCUCAAUACUACGGAGUUAAAGGAAUCAUUUCGAGCCAUUCGUGCAUAGCGUUCAGUUUCAAAGGCAGGCGAUGAAGUUAUUGGCGUUCGU